GAGAGCUGUGAUUGGACGUUAAACCGUCAAUAACAUUCCACCCACCCCUGCAAAGUAAUUCUGUGCUCUUAUUGGGUUAUUUCAUGCACACUGACCUUCGACCCUACGUCUUAGGCUGCGAUUGGUGCGUACUCUCCGGAGCGGUAACUAUGAGGAAGGAGCCGGAUAGUGUGAGAAUGUUGUGAAUGUUUUAACAAUCGCUUUACCUAGGUGGUGAUGUAGAUGCAUGUAGUACAAUGAAAAAGUAUGUGAAUGCUAUAUAAUGUUGUAUACGUUAUUGUUAACGUAAUUUCCAUCGUAAUUUAACACAUGGGGUCUUUAAUGCACGCUGUUAUUGCAGGAAACAGGACGGACAGGGAUAAUCGUGCAAGAUAAGAAGUUGAGUCACAUGCGAGUUUUGAUGCGGGUACUUUCAUUAAGUGUCAAGUCAAGAUUUAUUCCAUGCAGAAAAGAAAAAAAAGCGACACAACAUUUCGGCUACGGAGCCUUGGACUUUGUUUUAAGUGCGCCCGGUGUUUCCCGGUGUGCGGCGAUGGCAGACGGCAGGUGUACAGUGGACCACCUGGCCGGGUUCCAGCGCCCCUCGGGCUCGGCGCAGGUGCUCACCUGCGGGCCCGACCUGCUGCUGCUGCGGAACGGGAGCGAGAGAGUGUUCGCGUACAGCGGCCGUGAGGCGAGAGUGCAGGCCGUCUAUAUUUUUGCUGGCCGUGUUACUCACCUGCUGGAGAGCCCCGACCGUCGGUGCAUUUUUGCUCUGUGCCAAAACGAUGGAAUAUAUUGCACCUCGCUGCAUCAGAUCAGCAGGGAGCCGUCUCCCACACCUACUGAAGCAGCACCUAAGAGCCCAGUCCUGGUUAUGGUGCCUCCCGAUGCCUGUGUGCUGAAAGACCCAGGCGCCUGCUCUUUUGCGGUGCUGGAGAAUGCGCUGGUGGCAGUGGCACGCAGUGGCACGGCGUGGCGAAUGGGUUUUUAUGAAGUCCCGGCAGGAUCCACGGGGAGCUGUAAGAAAGUGGAGGAGCUGUGCAUCCCCGUUCUGUCAGCGGGGUGUUCCAGCAUCUACGGGGGUAGAGACGAGGCCGUACCCCCUGUUCUGUGUUGCAUAUACCCUCAUGGAGCAAAAGCAAAGGCCACAGAAGACAGCAGCAGCGGUCACUUGCUCUUGGAACAGGUCCUCUUCAGGCUCCUCUUCGGCGUGGAUGCGGCUCUGCUGUCCUCUCCCACAAUCCUGUGCGGCCUGCCGGAUGGGCGUCUUUGCUGCCUGCCUCUGCGGCGACCGGGGAACCCCGAGGCCGAGGGCGGGGAGUCCCGGGUGAGAGUGCUCCGCCAUCUGGGCCAGCCGAUCGCCUUCAUUGGAGCGUGGGGCGCCGGGGGCGACGACAGGGGAUCCAGCUGCCUGCUGGUGGUUGGCAGCAGUGGCAGGGCUCUGCUGAUGCUCGCUGAGGGAGAGGAGGAAGGCCGGGCUCUGGAGUUCCGAGAACGGCACCUCUCUGGCCGCGUGCAGAGCGCUUGUCUCGCCGACGGUCAACUCUUUUACAGCACGGGCUCUGACCUCCUGGCUGUGCAGCUCCGCCCCAGCCCUUCUGGGGACAGACCAGAUCUCUGGAUCCCAUCCCUGCAACCCCCUGUCACCCUGAAUGUCUGCAGCCUCAUCGCACUGUCCAGACCCACAGAGACACCUGCAGGGGCUGUGAAGCUGUUCGCUGUAUCACUCAAGGGGAGGCUGCUGAGGGUGACUCUGCCUCAGAAGUCACCCAGGGCUCAUGGGGCACUGUCAGCAGCACAGGUGGGCCAGAAAGUGAGGGACCUUCUUGCUGGCAUUGGAAAUGUCUCGGAGAGAGUUUCUUCUUUAAAAAGCUGCAUUCACCUGAAGAAUGACGCCCUGAGGAACCUCAACCAAGUUUUCAAUAUCUGCUGCUUGCUGAUGCCCAAUCAGAGGCAUGCAGGGGGGGGUCCUUGCCCCGUGCGUCCAAUCAGCUGCCGUGUCCGGGUCAAACGCAGUUGCAUUCUGCAGCAAGAGACGCUGUUUCUGAGCUGCGUCCUGCAGAACUCCAGCGAUUACAUUCUGGAACAGGGCUGGACUCUGUGUGUACAGCUGAUUUAUCCCCCUUACCCUUUGACCGCGCAGGGUGAACGGCCGACCAAGACUUACUCCUUCCCGUUCGAUAAAUUGCAUCCAGGUAAAAACCUAGAAGUGACCCUGCCACUAGCCACAGAGAGUGAGUUAGCCCUCCCUGUGACGGUCUGCUGCUCCCUCAUGUACUUUCUGCAAAGCAUCCUGGGAGAGGAGGAGUGCAGAUGGGCCCCUAUGAGCCAGCCUUCACUCUCCCAGCUGGUAAAAGACUCUGGUUACAUCAGCCUGGUUUUAGACACUCAGACUGUGGACUGGUUGGACUGUCUGUGGGUCGGUGGUCCUGCCACUCACGGAAACAACACCAGGCCCAGCUCAGGUUCUGGUGUUGACCUGGUCCAGACCCUCCUGACCUCAUCCCGAAAGGCCCAGCAACAGGAAUGUGAGGGAGCUCCACUGAAGACACUCCCACAGCGGAGCUCGGAAGGGGGGCCUUUUGUAGCGUCCCUCAGAGUGUCCUCAGACCUGCUAAAAACUGCACUGCAACUCUCCGGUUCAGGCCCCUCUGUGUCCAGCGCAGUGCUGCACUGGCUGGUGUCCUGCAGCCCUGCUGGGGAGAACAUUGCGUGUGAGGACAUUCCUGUGCUGUCUGCUGUCUGCCCUGGGGGGGCCUCUCUGAGGCUGCUGGCUCAGGAGGUAACCGCGAGCGACUUGUGGGCUGAUGGGCCGAUCACAGCUGUGGAGAUCCGGAUUGAGAGCUCCUCAUUGGCUGAAUUGUGCGGGCUGCAUUUCGCCGUGUUACGGCGUCUCCAGGCUCUGCUCAAGGAGGGGGUCCCUGAGGCUGGAGCUGCAAGGCGGUUAAAAGGACAGAGCUUUGUACAGCUCUUACAGCACACGGAGACUUUAUCGAAGGCUGUCCAGGAGGCUCGAGGACACAUUGCCCUGGGACUGGGGAUGUCAAGUAGGAUCACUGAGAAACUGCUCCACACCUAUGGGCAGCUGAGGGACAGCCCGUUCCUGAUCCUUUGAGGGUACAACCUGGGGGCUCCAGGUGUCAGUCUGCCCCUCGCCCAUGUCCUGCGAGUGGACAGUGUGGGAAAGAGAAGACUCAUCCUGACCCACCUGACGGGACCUCCCUCCACGCUCUGGACUAGCACCGCACCAGCCAGCUCCUCUCCUGUUAGUGUAAAGUGAAAGUUUUAAUCCCAACCCUUCGUAUCUCAGGGGCCUAAUGUCCUCCAGCUGCCCAGUGAACAAGAGAUAACUAGGCCCCUUUGAAGGGGGUGAGUCCAGGGCUUGGCAGCAGAAACCAAAAGAUCCUGACUUCUAAUUGGUUUGACUAUUAGCUCCUCAUUUCGGUGCCAAGAGAAUCGGAUGCAUCCGAAUAAAGUCCUCAGCCGAAAAAGCCUGCAGGUAAUGUUUAAAAUUAGGCAUAGCCAGCCCUUUACUAGCUUAGGGGAUUGUAAAGUUGCCAGCCAGAUUCCUGGCCUCUUUCCCAUCCCCAUGAAACUAAUCCUGAUGGAAUUGAUUUGUUCUAAGUGUUGCUGCGGAGAGGUGACUGGGAGUUUCUUCCUCUUAACUUCUGGGGUUUUCUAUUAGGAGAAUCCAGGGUGUUGGUGCUUUGCCCUGGACACCUGAGCUGUGGGAAUGAUCCCUGUGUGGGGGCCGAACAGGCUGCUCUUGAAACAGGCGCUGUAGUCUAUACUGCACCUGUUUUGCAUGAGGUUAGUUGAGCAGCCAUGGAGCUGCUGAAACCCGUGCCCCUGUCUCAUGUGUGACUGUGACAUUAUCUCCCCCUCCUCUCCGUCCCUGAAAACACUCUCCUGCUGCAGGAGGGCACUGACUACAGCCCUCCACACCUCGACAACAACAAAGAGAUGCGCCAGACUGCAUUUGGCUUCCGUGCUUUGAGUUCUCCCAGACUGACGUUUUUUUUUUCCCUCUGUUUUCAGCACAUCGAGAAGCCAGAUCAUUUAAAAAUAAAGUUUCCACUUUUGCCUUUGAAAACUGAA
Lepisosteus oculatus (spotted gar) is the source of this 4080-nucleotide messenger RNA. RefSeq names its product FA core complex associated protein 100 (gene faap100). The record is from RefSeq and is a predicted model, not a curated record. Gene Ontology annotation, biological process: interstrand cross-link repair. Lineage: Eukaryota; Metazoa; Chordata; Actinopteri; Semionotiformes; Lepisosteidae. Gene Ontology annotation, cellular component: nucleoplasm; Fanconi anaemia nuclear complex.